AAAAUUUUAAUUUUUAAAUUUUUUUAAUCAAAUUUUCUCCCGUUCAUCACGACAAUAAAGACGCACCCGGGGGGGCGAAUUUGGGGUAAGAAAUGGAAUUUUUUCCUGCGGUUUUUUUUGGGUUUCCCCUCAGAGCCGCGGCGGGGGCUUUGUUCAGGGUGAAGGUCCCGGCGCGGCGCGGGCAGAGGUCGCUGUUGCUCCGCGGAGCCGCUCCCGGGGGGACACCUUGACCCCCGUGACGUCCGCGCCGUCUGAAUCACCAAGGCCAUUUUCACUCCUCAUUGGCCUGGGCGUCACGUGGGGAGCGGGGGGCGAAGGACGGCAAAAAAGGGAAAAAAAAAUAAAAAAGAGACAGAGAGAGAGAGAAAAAGGGGGGAAAAAUUAAAAAAAAAAACCCCGGCGGAGGGCGGGGGGUGAAAGCGGCGCGCGGGCAAUUACGGCGCUGCGGGUUUUUAAUUUUUCUCUCUCUCUCUCUGUGUCUCGUCCUUCCCCCCUCGCUCAGAAGAUGUAGGAGAUGUCAGCCCCGGGCCGGGCCGUCCCGCCCGCCGCGGGCUCCUUCCCGAUGGAGCCCGCGCUGUUCCCGCAGCCCGCGGAACUCGCGGCCCUGCGGAGCUGCGGGGCCGUGCCGGGCCUGGCCAAGCGCGACCCGGCCGGGCCGGGCUCCUUCCAGCCCUACCUGGCCCCGCUGGACGCCUGGGCCGAGCCUAAGGGCGCCUUUAGGCUGGACCAACCUGUUGCGGGCCGGCCGAGCUGCGCGUUCCCGGUGAAGGAGGAGAGCGGCUGCUGCAUGUUCGGUACCGGGGAGCGCCCCGGGGGCUCCCCCGAGCGCGCCCCGUUCCCGCCGCCGCCCUGCCCGGGGCCCCCCGAGCCCCCCGGGCCCGGCUUCUUCCGCUACCCCGCCCUGGAGCGGAGCCCCGAGCCCGCUGAGUUCCCCUUCCCCGGCAGCGCCGAGCCCCAAUUCCGGGCGAAUUUCCCCCAAAACGGCGGCGCGGAGCAGCAGCGGCAGCAGGAGCUGCAGGAGCUGCAGCAGCAGCGGCAGCAGGAGCUGCAGGAGCUGCAGGAGCUGCAGGAGCUGCAGGAGCUGCAGCAGCCGGCGGAGGAGGGGGAGAUCAAGACGGAAAAAAGCAAAGCCGAGGCGGAGAAGGAGCGCGGGAAAAGCGCGGACGCGGGCAGCACCGACAACUCCGACAGCGAGGCCAAAGCGGAGGCGGCGCGGGGCGCGGGCGGGACGUGGCUGACGGCGCGCAGCGGGCGCAAGAAGCGCUGUCCCUACACCAAGCACCAGACGCUGGAGCUGGAGAAGGAGUUCCUGUUCAACAUGUACCUGACCCGCGAGCGCCGCCUCGAGAUCAGCCGCAGCAUCGCCCUCAGCGACCGCCAGGUCAAGAUCUGGUUCCAGAACCGCCGCAUGAAGCUCAAGAAGAUGAACCGCGAGAGCCGCGGCCGCGCCCUCAGCGCCGGCUUCGGCUUCAGCUGAGCGCGGGCGGAACCUCCGCUCCCCCCCGGGACCGCCCCGCUGUCCCCACCUAGGAUUUUGAUUUUUUUGGGGUUUUUUUUCUCUUUUUAAUUGGGAUUUUUGUUGUUGUUUUAGUUGUUUUUAUUUUUAUUAUUUAGUUUUAGUCUUAGUUUGACUGUUUUAAUUUUUCCUUUAAUUUUUUUCUUUAAUUU
This is a messenger RNA of Prinia subflava (tawny-flanked prinia), 1668 nucleotides long. It is a transcript of the gene HOXC10, whose product is annotated as homeobox C10. Gene Ontology annotation, cellular component: nucleus. Bases 515 to 1477 code for a protein of 320 amino acids. The record is from RefSeq and is a predicted model, not a curated record. Gene Ontology annotation, molecular function: RNA polymerase II cis-regulatory region sequence-specific DNA binding; DNA-binding transcription factor activity, RNA polymerase II-specific. The transcript has 2 exons. Lineage: Eukaryota; Metazoa; Chordata; Aves; Passeriformes; Cisticolidae. Gene Ontology annotation, biological process: regulation of transcription by RNA polymerase II.